GGCGCGAGCCGAGCUCACGCUGCCGCCCCCUCCGCCCCUGCCCGGCCGCUUCCUUGCACAUUUGUUUUCCCACGCGGGCAGCGGCGGCGCACCAACUCCCCUCCGCCCUGGACUCGAGCGGCGGCAGCGAGUCACUUUUGUUUUCCUCGGGACUUCCUCGCAACUUCCUCCCCGCCGUCGGGCUGGGCAGCGUGGUAUCUGCGGGGCGUGGAGGGCGAUACCAAGCGCGGCGCAGCAGCGGGAGGCGCCAACUCGCUCCGAGCCCCAGCCCGGCCGCUUGGCAGAGCCGCGCUGCCCUGUCCCUGCAGGCGAGCCCUCCCGCGGCGGAGGAGACACGGAGGGCAGGCUGCAUCGGCUGCCGCCGCUGCCUCCUCGCCCUUCCCGCUCUCCCUCGCUCGGCUCCCUUCCUCGCCGACGCCGAGGCGCGGCUGCAGCUGCGAGGGAGCAGAAGCCAGCCAGCGAGCGAAAGGCGGACUCGCCCGUCGCCAGCAACUCCCGUCUUCCCGGUCGGUCUCGGGGCCCCACCGCGCCCUGCGAAGAGCGAGGAAGAAGAGCGCGCAGCAGCCGCGAGUCCGCUCUUAGGCAUUAACCAAGAACAAAAUGGGGAAACAGAACAGUAAACUGAGACCCGAAGUGCUCCAGGACCUCCGAGAGAACACAGAAUUCACAGACCAUGAACUGCAAGAGUGGUACAAAGGCUUCCUAAAAGAUUGUCCGACUGGCCAUUUGACUGUUGAAGAGUUCAAAAAGAUAUAUGCUAACUUCUUCCCCUACGGCGACGCCUCAAAAUUUGCAGAGCACGUGUUCCGCACUUUUGAUACCAAUGGCGAUGGGACGAUUGACUUUCGGGAAUUUAUAAUCGCAUUGAGUGUCACUUCGCGGGGGAAACUUGAGCAGAAGCUGAAAUGGGCAUUUAGCAUGUAUGACCUUGAUGGCAAUGGCUACAUCAGCCGCGCAGAAAUGCUUGAGAUAGUGCAGGCAAUCUACAAAAUGGUGUCUUCGGUAAUGAAAAUGCCAGAGGAUGAAUCAACUCCAGAGAAACGAACAGACAAAAUAUUCAGACAGAUGGACACAAACAAUGAUGGUAAACUAUCUCUCGAAGAGUUUAUUAAAGGUGCCAAGAGUGAUCCCUCUAUCGUGCGGUUGUUACAAUGUGAUCCAAGCAGUGCAAGUCAGUUCUAAUUAAACUCUGGACAGUUUGCAAAGAAAAUUACUGGCUUGUUCCAGCUUUACUCGUAAAUGGAUGCCUUCUCAACCAUUCCUCAGUGGCUAGUGGAUGAGAUUCCACUGCCAGAUUGUCUGUGUAUCCAAGUGAAAAAGAGCCUCACUCCUCUCACCAACAUUGAUGCAAAUUCCUCCUUCCACUAUCCCGUCCUUUGUUUCUUCCCCUUAUGAGUCACUCUACACAUAAUUGAAGGGUAUGUUUACAAUGGCAGGUUAAAGAGGGGUUUGUUGCACAUCACUUGGUUAAUAUGAACAGAUGACUUUCUAGUUAGCGCCUAAGAAAGAGAUGCCAUGUGUUCCUUUUGACCAACACAAAUGGCAGGCAUUUUAAUUUGCUUCCCAGAAAAGGGAUAUAAAAUGUGGAAUAAAUUGAGUAGAAUUUUCUUAAAGAGCAUGAUACCAGUUUCCUGCUAUGAGGAAAAUUGCUUGCACUUACUUAAUGGUCUUUCCAUUCAUAUAUAUAUAUAUAUACAUACUAUAUAUAUAUAUGGUGAAGUAAAUUUUUUAAUAUUUAGGUCUAUUUAGGUCAUAUUUAAUAUAUCAAGUAGAAUCCAUGCUUCAUUUCUUCUAGUUGUCUGUGAUUAUUCAAAUCUUUUUUUUUUAAGUGAUAUUUAUGCAUAGCAAGGUUGCCAUUAAGGCACUGCAUGACUAGCUGUUUGUGGAUAAUAACACUGUUUAAUUACCAAUUGCAACACUUUGUUCAUUUUUACUGUUGAUUGUUCAAGCGUUUUACUGUGUUAAUGAAAUUUAAAAGGAAUAUUUUUCCUUCUGUGUUUAUCAGUGAAGUGCCACUUUACUGUGGCUGCAGCGUUUUUAAAAUGGCAUUUGAGUGAAGUGAGGUGAUUUGACACACACUUGCUAUGGCCGUCCUACCUUGUUGCGGUCCAUCUCUGUUAAUAGUCUUGUGCAUUCCAGUGUUAUUUAAUAUCUGCCUAAUGCCAAGAAAUGUUAAUUGAAAUAAAGACUUGAUUUUCUUGUC
This is a messenger RNA of Podarcis muralis (Common wall lizard), 2203 nucleotides long. NCBI's taxonomy places the organism in Eukaryota, Metazoa, Chordata, Lepidosauria, Squamata, Lacertidae. The record is from RefSeq and is a predicted model, not a curated record.